GCACUGCGGGCCCGGGCCGGUGCGCAGGGGACAGCCCGGCCGGGGCCGCUGCGCUCCGGGACGGGGCUGGGGGAGCGUCCCCUGUGCAUGGGGCUGUCAGCGCGCCGGCUGCCGCUCGGGUGUUUAGCCUUCACCUCCUGAGCGCCUGCGGUUUGUUUUCUGGCGCAGGGUUUGAAGCCCAGACCCAGAAAUGAGGAAGGUUCUGUGCGUGGAGCCCGUCAUUUUCAUCUACAUUUUUGCGUCCUCCCUGACGAGCCCGCUGGUGCAGCAGUUCAUCUACCGGCGGCUGUGGGAGCAGGAGUACAACUCCACUUUCGUGAGCGACAGCAAUGUCAGCCACUGCGAGCAGAAUAAGAGCAGCCCGGCUUAUAUCAAACAGAAGGCAAUUCAAGAAAAAGCCUCUGUUUUUAAUAUGCAGUUGGACUUAACCAGAGCCAUUCCCAGCCUUACAGUUGCCUUUGUCAUUGUAGCUAAUGGGGAUCGCCAGGGACACAAAAGGUCUUUAGUUUUACCAUCAAUGGGAGCUUUGAUUUCUGGUAUUAGCUUCACUGCAAUAUCAUAUUUUUCCUUGUCACUCUCUGUCCUAUUUGCAGUUGCAUUUGUUACUGGACUGUUUGGGAGUCUAGCAACUUUCCUUGGAGGAGGCUUUGCUUAUAUAGCAGAGGAGUGUCAUGAUGAGAAGCAGAAAACAACACGAAUAGCUGUAGUGGAUUUGAUUUUUGGAGUUGUAUCUGGAUUGGCAGGACUGUCAUCUGGCUACUUUCUAAGAGGAAUAGGCUUUGCAUGGACAUUUGUGAUAGCAUCUCUGCUCCAUGUCAUUAAUAUCAUCUAUAUUGUAUUUUUUCUGGAAGAUACCACAAGCGUAUCUCAGUUCCAGCAUGAAGCACCCGUAUCCUGGAAAGAACUUCUUAGGGAGACAUUUUCUGGAGUGUACAUGCUUUUUAAAACUGCCCCUUAUAAAAAGAGAAUUUUAAUAAUUGUGUUACUUUUUACAUUUAUGACUUAUUUGUUUACUCUGCUGGGUGGGAGUUCACUUUUUACACUGUAUGAGCUGGAUGAGCCACUCUGCUGGAAUGAAGUAUACAUUGGAUAUGGAGCAGCUGCAUUUACUUCUGUCUCGCUGACCAGCUUUUUAGGAGUUUACUUAUUUUCCAAAUGUCUCAAAGACAUUUAUAUUGUCUUUAUUGGGAUAUUUUCUUACAUUGGAGGAAUGAUCAUGGCUGCCUUUGCCAAAACUACCCUGCUCAUGUUUUUAGUGAGAGUGCCAUCUUUGUUCUGCUUUAUGCCCAUACCUGUUCUCCGAUCCAUGCUGUCAAAAGUGGUUCUCACUGGUGAACAGGGUGCUGUGUUUGCUUGUAUUGCCUGUUUAGAAGUUGUGACCGGCACUCUGUCAAUUUCAAUUUUUAAUAUUCUCUAUGCAACCACUGUUGCAUGGUUUUCAGGCUUUAGCUUCCUCCUAUCGGCAGGCCUUUGUCUAAUUCCACUGUCUGUCCUGUGCUGGCUUCUGUGCACAAGCUGGAAUGGGGAGGACUUGGCUCUGCUGGUACCUGAAGAAGUAUCCAGCAUAGAGAGUGCUGACAGUUGAACAAAGGAUUCACAUACCUGGGAUUUCUAAUCUGACAUGCAGUGGCAGAGAUCCUUCUGUCACACUGAAACCACAGAGAUAAGUCUCCAAGUGGCCCUGCAGCAAUAAGCACUAAAUUGGCACCACUCAGUACCCAGUCUCUUCUUAGCACUUGACUAAAACUAGCUCUUAACUAUGGAAAUAGGCUGGCAAUUGAGAUUAAUGCUGCUUCAGCUUGAAGGAAAAAUACAGCAGGAUGAUACUUUUUCCACUUACCCUUUCUCAAGUUUGAGAAUGUCAGCUGUGGAUUGUGGUACAUCUUGUAUCACUCUAAACUGGGCGACAGAGAUAAGCUGAGCAGCCCAGGGGAUGCUGGCAAUUCUGCUGAAGCCGUUGCAGCUUGUGCCAGCUGAGGAAGUGGUCCACUGUGUACAUCUUGAAAGGCCUGUCUUAACAGUGAAGCCCCCAAACUGCCUAAAAUUACUAAACUAAAAGAUAGUUUUUUUCAGAAAGCAAACUGGAGGCAGUACUUGCACCUACAGUAAGUACACUUACUGUUCUGCAGCUAGCAGAGUGUUUGUGUAAGUUUAACAUAAGAUGUGUGACUUAGUUCUUGAAAUGGAUUUUCACCCAGAACUGUCAGAAAAUUUCCAUCUUGCAGAGUGUGAAGUUCAGCCUAAACCUUUUGCAGAGGCCAUAUUGCACAUUUAUUAUUUUCCAUAUAUUAAGGACUGCAUACAGACAUCUCUGUCUUGUCCCAGAGAUAGUUCUUGUUUUCUAGUUACUUGACUUAAAUGUUUCUUUUAGUGAAAAGCUGUGAUAGCAUUUCUUAUCUAUAGAUCUUUAUUUUUUUAACAACCCUGAAAUGAGGUGACAAAAUCAGAAUUAUGAAUCUAAUCAUCUUGCAACGAAUGCAGCAUAAUUUAUGAGCACUUGAACAGCACUUCUAAUCCUCCAAGCACUUUACAAAUGCUGUUCAAAACAUCCUUCCAUAACAGAUACUAUCCUCUGUUGCAUAAAGAGAAAUUAACAGAGAGGACAAGUGACAUGCCCAGGGCCCCAGUGCAAACUGGUGAGACUGCCAAACCUAGCAAUAAGUUUCAGCACUGACUCCUCACCUUUUCCCUUAGGAUCUUUAAGUAGAAAUUAUCCUAAGUAUUACGUUCUAGAAUGCACAGCACAGCCAAAGUGUGAAUAUAACACCAUGUUAAGGACAACUCUAAUCUGUUGAUUUUGUUAAGAGUUUGACAGCCAAUACUGUUCUGAUCUCUUAAAGUUGUCUGUGACUCUUUUCCCCCAAAACAGAUUAGGUAGAAAAAGCAAAACAAUGUAAUGUGGUUGACAUUUAGAGAAUGAAACCUCUAGGAAAGCAACUUCACAUGCACACAGCAUAGCAUAACAAUGCAGACACACGUAGCAUGUCCUGUAUAAUUGAUGAGCUGCUUACAGCCACUGAUACCAAUCCUCUGAACAGAGACUCCUGCAGAACUUCUCAGGGGUACUCCACCAAAAAAAUAGUAAUCCUAAAUCAUGAUGAUACUUUUAUAGAUCCUUUAUAACUGAACGACUUCAUUUUUUCCAAGUUAUAUAUCAUGAUCACAGAGAAGCCUAGAGGAAGGUUCAAAUAAGUUAAAGGGAGAGCGUACAAUAUUCAGCAGACUACUAUCUACUCAUUACAGGUGAAAACAGGGCUGUUUAUCCAGGCCAGAGGGAAUGUGCUAACACCUCUAACGAGCUCUUAACACUUCUGUCCCAAACUCCCAAGACUGAUGUUUGCAAUUAAAGAUCAUUAGCUUUCUCUCAGUAGUUUAGAGGAGAGCCAGAAAAUAAAACUGCUUAACGCCUUUGAGGUGCCCAAGUUACUGCCAGCUUGUUGGAAACACGAGCUGAGUUCUACAAUAACCAGUGGGUCCAAAACAUAAUGAGUUCUUGUAGAGAGAUUAAGAAAACACUGAUGUAAAGGAUUUUAGCACAAACAUUACAUUGUCUUCUUGCCUCUUCAUUAUGCAGUUAUGUAAGGCUUUUGAAAUUAACUGUUUCACACAAAACUGCCUGGAAAUAAAAAAGCAAAUGCAGAAGGGAUGUGUACCUUCACUUGCUUUCCUUCAGUGCUCACCUCUUCUAGCACUGGGAAGCUCACAACAAAGCGAGCCACCUUCCACAGUGGUGCUGUGUCAGUCCAACUGAGGACAAGCACGUACACCUCAGGAAUGGCUUUGUUAUGAUUUGAUUUAACUGCACAAAGUACUUGCUGUUCGCAAAGCAUUUCUGGUAGAUGGAGCAUUUAGAACUAGCUAUAAAUUUAGGUCAAAACACAUGGAGGAUAUGAACUGUGUUUUUAAAAUGCCUUGCAUUUUAAAAUGCCUUGCAUGGUGCAAGCUGAGGAACCAGGUACUUAUACGCAUCAGAUUAUUAAAGCAAAAUCUUCUAAGUGUAUAAUAAUUUCUUUAUUUGUGUAUAAAUACAAAUUAUUUUGACAUAAUAAUAAUAAAGCUUGUUUUUUAAAAUUGUGUUGCAUGUGUAGUUCUUGUGCUUUUCAAUUUUGUUUUGACAAAUGGCCAAUGGCAUGACUGAUAGAGGAUUGUUGGUGUAAACAGGAGCAGUACUAUGGUAGCAUCUAUUUUUUAUACUCAUAACAAACAGCAGAGCAGGAAGAUGCGCUUUUGCUUCCCUCCCGUGCCUGGGGAGAGGAAAGGAUGCUGCCCAGAAUGUCGGCACUAAGAGGUAGGGAGCUGCAGAGUAGGGACAGCACUGCCACCUGCAAGAAGUCAGGGUGGGGGCUUCUGUUGCACCUGCCAGAGCAGCGGAGCUGCAAGUGCCUUCUUCCCUUACCCAGGCCAGACCUGUCCCAAUUCCAGUGCCCAGCACACCCCACUUAGCUGCCUCUGUGGGUUGCUCUGUGCAGCACCUUCUUUACAGAAUGAGGCUUGUACAAAAUGGCAAGAAUAGGCUGGGGCAGGAAGCCCAGUCCACAGCUCAACUGCCUGCAGCACUGAGGAAACUAAACCUUUCCUUUUCAUCUCAAAAGCUUUUUACCUCAUUCCUGCUUGACUCCCAUUUCUUUAUUAACAGCAUAAAUUCUCACACGGGCCUCUUACACAUACUAUUUGCUUUCCAGCCUGGCUAACCCCUAGGAUUAGCUUCCUUACAGACAUAAUGAACAAUGCAACUUCCUGGCUCUGAAUAUGGCUUGAUCUCACCCAAGAUUAUUACAAAGUAUACUAAUCAUUGAACAAAACCACCUAGAAAUGGCAUGCAGCUUCCUAAUCUGCUUCUGGUUUUACACUGCACUAAUGAGAAACUCCAGUGAAUUACUUGUCUUAAUGUAGUUUUGCUCAGAUGCAACAGCAUCUGUCUUUCAGCCAACACUAGAAAAGGCCAACCAGCUCAAUACCCUGAAGUGGGGAGCUCUAAGGUACCAGUAAUUGUGUCUGAUGGUUGGGUGGCUCCCUGUUUUCUUGAACAGUGCUGGUAUUAUGGCAGAUCUAAAAAUCCAUGCCAGCACCUUUAACUUGUCCCAGACCUGGCAAUGUAAUCCCUCAGCUUUUCUGCCCUGAGCCUUGAGCAGUACAAAGCCUACUGAACCCCAAGCUUGCUUUAUAACAACAGUUUAGUUUUGCUUUACACAAAACUGCAGAGGAACUUGUCAAUUAUAAAACAGCAGCCAACUCUGAUAUUUAAUGAAGACUAUCAGCUCACAAAAGGGCAAGGACAGCUGUAGAAAACAAAAAUGUGAGUACGUGUAGACCUUGACUUGUAUGUUCAAUUUAUUUGUCUUCUGCUUAACUGCCCUAAAGAAAAAAACCCCAACAAAUUAAACAGCUUGUACCACAUAGCACAGGUCUCUAAUCUCUGCAAGUCUCAAGUGAAAGAAAACUUUAGAAACUUCACUCCUUAAAUGAAAUAAAUUUAAAUAUAAAACCAAAUAACACCACCACUAAAGUGAGUCAUACUAUCAUCUUAAUGUUUCCAAAAUGCUGCAAUGUUUUGCACAUAAAAGCACUACAAAAUUUACAGGACAGAAGCGAGAGGCUUUGGCCCACACAGGGAAUCUGUAGUAGCUAUAAGCCCACUGAAAAGCACAAAGGAUGUUUGCAGUUGUGGAAAGAGGUUUAUAGCAACAUUCCUGUGAAAAUUAUCUACAACAGAAGACUAAUUACAUUGAACCAAGUCAUUUAAACCAACUGAAUUAAGACAGUUCCUGUUUUAGAAACUGUUUCAUGUUCUUAAUAUCUGACAAUAGAUAAUAAUUUUUUGAACCAUACUUUUUUUCCUGAUGUGCCACAUUGUAUUAGCUACCUUGCAGGAUUGAUAUAACAUAUACACAUGUAUGACACCAGAAAUAGUUGUUACAGCCCUGAAUUUAAUAAAUAAAACCACUUAGGCACACAAAACCCCCUCCAGUGGUCUGCUCCUUUAAAAGGUGUAUUUAAGUAUAAAUCUCUCAGUCUUCCUUAAGUGAGACCUGAUUUCUGUAAACAAGUAAUUAUUUCUGUAUUUGUACCACCAUACCUUCAUGUUCUUACUGCAGUAGCUUUAUUAGGUACUUCCAUAAUUCUGCAUUCUUUCCUUACACCAAAAUACCUAGACCUGGGAGCACUCUUUUGGAUUAUAUUCAAACAGAUUUUAAAGCAUCUCUUUAAACCCCAAGUGGAACUUGCUUCUACAUUCAGAAACCUAAAUACCUUCUCAAGCACAUCCAUGAAAAAAUCUAGACCUUU
Molecule: messenger RNA, 6285 nt
Organism: Prinia subflava (tawny-flanked prinia)
Lineage: Eukaryota; Metazoa; Chordata; Aves; Passeriformes; Cisticolidae
Gene: SLC46A3
Product: solute carrier family 46 member 3
Exons: 5
Coding region: 191-1585 (464 amino acids)
Biological process (GO): vacuolar transmembrane transport
Cellular component (GO): lysosomal membrane
Molecular function (GO): transmembrane transporter activity
Source: RefSeq, a predicted model, not a curated record